Molecule: messenger RNA, 4822 nt
Organism: Chelonus insularis
Lineage: Eukaryota; Metazoa; Arthropoda; Insecta; Hymenoptera; Braconidae
Product: zwei Ig domain protein zig-8-like
Exons: 5
Coding region: 1151-2050 (299 amino acids)
Biological process (GO): synapse organization
Cellular component (GO): neuron projection membrane
Source: RefSeq, a predicted model, not a curated record
UUGAGACGUCGUGCGUGUCCGUUUUAUAUAACAUGUUGUGGAUACAGAAUCCUCGUCAGCGUUUUUUCGUCUCAUCCGCAUACUCUAGUAUUUUUUUUCAAUAAAUAUCAUUUUUUAUUUUUUUGUUAAUAACAUUUAUCUUAAUUUGAAUUAUUAUUUUUCUCAUAUUUACCUCUGAAAAUAUGAUUUUGCACAUUUAUUACACAUGUAGUGGAUACUUAUCUAUCGGAGAUAGCCGUAAAUUAAUUGAUGAUUCGCAUCACGCGAAGUUCAAAAUCUAUAUAAUUAAUUCCAACGGUAGUAAUAGUUGUAAUAAAAAUCAUCAUAACAAUUUUUGACAUUCAUUAAGUGUAAAAUAAACAAAAAUUUUUUAUAAUUCGAUGUAAACACAAAAGAAGAAAUUUUAGCCAAGUGAUAAAAAUAAACACUUGGUUCGCGAGUGUUGUUUGGUGAAUAUUUGUUGAGUGAAACUUUGGGACUUUACCAAUUGGUAUCGUGUGAGAAAAAUAUCUCGGCCGCAAAACGAUAUAUACAUAGAGUGCAGUGACAAUCGUUUCAAGUUGGCGCACAAGUCUUUACUUGAAAAAGAAAAGUAACAAAGUUCUGUAAUAACCAUUCAAGUGUAACGAUAUAACAGCGUACGUGAAGCUACUGACAUUAUUAUUUAAACUUAAGUUUAUAAGUGGAUUGGCAGGAUGAUUGUCUAGUUUGAGCCAAUAAUGUAAAUGUAAUGAUGUGUAAGGAUGAAAACCCAAGUUUGAGUGAUCUAUAAUCUUAGAAACUAACUGAGUUAAGUCUCAGCUCACUUGGGAUAAUUUAUUCAUAGGACGUUUUGUACGCCGUUGGCAUUGAUAUUGGUGAAAUCAAGGGCGGUGCCGAAUCAUAGAAGAUAAAUGUUUAGUAAAUCACAAGACAGUAGCCAUCGGCUGUUUAUAACUUUGUCACUUGGAGGUUGAAGUAUGAUACCAAAGGUUAACGAAGAAUAAGUGGCUUAAAGAUAUGUGCUUAAAUGGAUGACUUACUCUUAUCGUUAUAGGAGUUAUUGUUAUUAAGAACAUGGAGAUGAAGAAAAUUAUGAAAAGGAUGUGGGUCAUUUGAGUCUUGUGGUGGAAUAUAAAGGCAAGUCUAGAGAUCAUUCUAGUGCAACGAGAUGGCUCUAAGAUGGCAAGCGGGGUUAUCCAUUGCCGCUAUUCUCUUCAUGUGUACAGAAGAUACAUUGAGUUUAAACGAUGGGACUAUGGAAAAGCUCGAGCGUCACCCUGGCCAGGGUAGACCACGACAACAAAUGAUCGAUCAUUCGAUUGGCCUCAAGACGAAGCCUGAACCAACAUUCGACUUCACUCAACCCACCAACGUCACUGCCCUUAUUGGGAAAACGGCGUACUUGACCUGCCGCGUUCGACAUCUUGGCAAUAAAACGGUUUCGUGGGUUCGAUUGCGAGAUAUCCACAUCUUGACAACCGGAGCUUAUACCUACACUAGCGAUCAGCGGUUUCAGGCGCUUCACAACCCGAAUAACCUUCCAAGUAGUGAAUGGACGGAGUGGACACUUUGUAUAAAGUGGGCUCAGGAACGCGAUCAGGGAAUUUACGACUGUCAGAUAUCAACGAUUCCGCUCAAGUCUCAUCAUUUCUAUCUGAAUGUCGUUGUUCCCACAGCUACGAUUCUUGGAGGUCCGGAAUUGUAUGUCGGUGCUGGCAGUACGAUAAACCUGACGUGCGCGAUACGCUUCAGUUCAGAACCGCCUGCCUACAUCUUCUGGUACUACGAUGGCAAUGUCCUGAGCUACGAUAGUCCAAGAGGUGGAGUAUCAGUGAUAACAGAGAAAGGAUCGGAUGUUACGACUUCAUGGCUUCUUAUACAAACUGCACAACCUUCUGAUUCUGGAGAAUACAGUUGCAAGCCUAGUAAUGCCAACACAGCUUCCAUUCGCGUUCACGUCGUUAAUGGCGAACGUCCUGAGGCAAUGCAGACAGGAACGGCAGGUCCUAUUCUUUCUUCAAGCUGCCUCAUGGUGUCACUCAUCAUUUUGUACAUAUCUUCGGUGUAAAACUACUGCUCGCCAAACUUGUGCACAAGCAUAAGAGUAUUAGAGUAAUAAUGCUGCGAGAUCACAAACUUUGAAGGUCUAACAAUGACAUUAAAAAUAAAAAAGUGAAUUUCUAUGAACCAUUGAUGUCCAUACCGGGUAUAAAAUAGAAGUUAAAGUGAACAGAGUAUCAAAAAAAGCAAAUAAAGCAACAACAACAAUGGUCUUUUUAAUCCAUUUUUUUCUUUGAAAGUAGAAAGUAUCUUAAAACUUGCAGUAGAGGCUUUUGCUUGAUUGAUUCAAGUAAGCCAAAUGGAAAAGAAAAAGACGUGUCUGAUGUUGAAUCUACGAUGAAAAGGAUAAAACUUGGUUAAUCUGGAUUAUCAACUUGAUAGUAUAUACCAACUUUUCACUAAAAUAAAGAGAAAAAGAGAGUCAUACAGUGUGAUAGCAAUGUGUCAGAUUAAGGAUUGAAACUCUAGAUAGAGUAACGAGCUAUUGCCUCAGACGAAAUAACUCAUAUCUGAUCUGAUUAUCGAUCCUUUGUUUAUAUCACUGCCAGUUAAUUAUGCCAUCAAUUAUUGCGCUAAACACGGUCAUGCUCCUGAAAGACAUGAGAGGAUAAUCUCAUCAACUUUCCCUAAUAUCCAUAUUGUGCUGUGCAAAAUCAAUUAUAACACAAACUAUAAUUUAAUCUCAACUUUAAGCCAAGUAAAAAGACCUUUUUUAACCAACUUUUUUAUUACUAUGUCAAUUAUCGAUUUAUUUGUCAUAAUAAGCAGCCAUUUAAUAUUUAUAUUAAAAGUUUUUAAAGAGUAAUCAAAGAAUUUAUUACCACAUACAAAAAGGAUUUUAUUUAUGUAAAUUAAAUACACCAGUUGGAGUGUUUGAAAUAUCAAAAGACACCAAACUUGAAAUGGAAAUGAAAAAAUAAUAAAUCAUUUUACUAAAUUUUUUCAUACGUUUUUUGGUUGUUUAUUUAUGACAAUAAAGGCUUAAAUUGAAAGAUAAAUGUAUUUAUUAUUGGUGCAGGACAAUCGAUAAGAUUUACUGGACAUCUCUAUCGAACAUUCAAUUGAAAGCUAUGAGCAACAUAGAGUAGAUAGUACGUGAGUGAGGCACACGUACGUAAACUCCAACUUUUGACAAGAUAAAUUAUGAUUGCGAAAUGUUGUUACCGUUGUAUCCAAUUUAUAUCCGGAAUAACGAUGGCCCGUUAAGCGUGACAAACUCGUUAAUUGGCCUCCAUGACACCCGCACACGUACGAAUUUGAGUAUUAUAACUAUAGCAAGAAGGUUGGUGAACCAUGAUAAUAUUUAUGGAAUUUAUAAAAUCAUUGAUCGCUACACACGUUUGCGCAUGUGAUUAAUCGAUAUUUUAAACAAGUAUUUGUGCAUGAUAUACUUCAUACUUGACCACUGCACGCGGUGAUCGUGACUUGACGCGUGUUAAUACACAUCCGACACGUGUUGAACUACCUAACGAUGACCAACGUCCGAGGAACAUUCUAUACACAUUCUAACACAUAAUGUAUGGUAUGGCGCGAAAUUAACCUUGUUUCUAAUUUGCACCAACAUUAUUAUAUUAUCAAGCAAAAUUAAUGUGUUAAUAUUCCAGCAAGAGUGUCUUUAAACAGAGCUUUCUGAAUAAUUGUCGACUAAAUAACGAUUUAUAACAGUGUUGUCAGAUCUGAUGUGUGUGAUAAUUCAGAUACUCUAUAUGACAUAAAAAGUGAGGAAAUUAUUUUGCAUAUCUGUUGAGUGAAAUUAAAAAAGAAAAAAUUGGUUUAAUGAUGAAAAGUUAAAUGUUGAGAAAUGCACAGUAAUUUUAUUGAAUAUGUUAGACCAAUUUUCACUAAGAAAUCUAGAAAUGAUAUAUAUUAUUAAAUAUGCUUCAGUGAAUAUUAUUAAGUAUGAUGCGUUUCAGUAGUGAAUAACGACUAUGUUCAUGUAAAAAUGUUUGAAGAAAAAUUCUGAUCAUUAUAGAACUGAGGAUGAAGAAGCUUCUAGGUCAUAAUAAAGGAAAUAACAUGGACUAAUAAAAAUUUUUAUGAGAAAUAUAAGAUGUGUGAAACAGUUGUUAUUGAAUUUUUCAACUACAAGCCUUGUUCUCGAUUGAACUAUUCUUGGUUUUUUUUUAUAUAAGGUUGCUAAUAUUAAAUCCUCUGCGACCAUAAAUGUGGAUGAAAUUGAAAUAUUUUUUGUAAACUCCUUAAUAAUUAAAUGAAAGUACAAAAAAAUCAAUAAGAAUUUAUUCACACUUCUAAUCAUUUCUUUAAUAAGUUUGAAAUAAUUGACAAUUAAAUUCUUGUAUCAAUAACAAUCUGAAUUUGUUGAUAAAUAAAGCUUUACAGACAUACUAUAUUUUUAAUUUGAGAAUAAAUUUCUUUCUCACUGUAUCAAUAAAUAUCGCAAUAAAAGUUAGCUUUUAUUCAAACCGAAUAAUACACUAUGUAAAAGAGUGUUUAUCUGUUAUUUUUUCACUUAAUCGAAGAAAGUGAUCAACUCACUGAAAAAUUUAAUUUAGUAUGAAUACAAAUGACUCUCGAAGUGAAUUCUAAUGUGAAAUCCAUGUAGAAUUUUCAACAUCAAAACAAUUAAUAAAAAAUUAUCAAAAUUAAAGCAGAAAAACAUAUUUGCUGAAUCACAAGUUCUGACAUCACUGAGAAACAAUCAUGAAAAAAUGAACAACCAAAUUUUAUACAUUAACAAAUUAAUAUAACAUAGAUAAUAUUUUUAGUAAACUUUUAUCCAAAUAAUUCAUCAAUUAAUUAUAUUUAUAUUUAUUUUUUA